AUGGCCGCGUAUGCUCAACAGCUGCAAGUCCCUUGCUCUUUUCAAUUUGUGAUUCUUGCCUUUGCUGCUGUAGCGGUCACUACUGCAAUUGGGACAUUGUCAUGUAGUCAUCAGGUGAAAAGGGAAUUCUUACCAGCGGUUAGCAGACGCCUGCAGGUAGCUUCAUACCAACAAACUCUCGCAAAAUCUCACGUGUUGUGUGUGAGAGAUUGCCAUGCUGAUUCUGGCUGCUUGUCGGUCAACUAUCUCCCAAUCCGUCACAUCUGUCACCUCAAUAACAGCUCUAGAGAGGAGCAUCCAGGAAGCUUCGGGGUCUCGUGCGACAGCGUGUACUUUGAUGCAGAUGCACUCACACCUUCCUUCUCUGUGUGGCGGCGUUACAGUAGUUGCAAGGAGUUCCUGCAAGCGGGCCACAAUGCGAGUGGUAUCUACACCAUAUUCCCGGCUGAUUUCGGCAGUGAUGGCUUACAGGUCUACUGUGACAUGGAGAUCGACGGCGGAGGAUGGAUCAUCAUCCAGAGGCGUCAAGAUGGCAGCGUUGACUUCUACCGCAACUGGACUGACUACCAGGUAGGCUUUGGCGACUGGUCUGGUGAAUUCUGGAUCGGAAACGACAUCUUACGCGAUUUGACCGGACAGGGAACAUGGCAGCUUCGGGUCGAUCUGGUGGACUGGGACAAUGAAAUGGUGUACGCCGAAUAUGGAGAUUUUCAAGUAUCUGGGGCCAACUAUCAGCUCACUGUCGGCUCUUACAGUGACAGCAGCACGGCAAGAGACUCACUGACAAGCAAGCACAAUGGCAAGUUGUUCUCAACCAAAGAUAAGGACAAUGACAAUCACCCAACCGGUAGCUGUGCCGAAGAGGGUCAAGGGGCGUGGUGGUAUGAUUGGUGCUACCAGUCAAAUCCUAAUGGUAAGUUUUAUAAAUGGCAAGUACAAUUUGUCAAGAGUAUCAGAUGGAUGACCUGGAAGAAACCAGUAUCGGUAAAAAAAAACGAGCAUGAAAAUUCGUCCAUAUCCGUAAAGGAAAAACAAAAUUGA
This is a messenger RNA of Patiria miniata (bat star), 1041 nucleotides long. Its product is annotated as ficolin-1-like. Bases 1 to 1041 code for a protein of 346 amino acids. Lineage: Eukaryota; Metazoa; Echinodermata; Asteroidea; Valvatida; Asterinidae. The record is from RefSeq and is a predicted model, not a curated record. The transcript has a single exon.